CAUUGUUUUGUGAAGUCGCGCUCAAGAUGGCGCGCAAUCAAAUACACAGAUCCUUAAAAUAGCGAUUGUUUUCUGUUAUUUUUUAGCUCACUGACAGUUACAAAAAUACCGCCGAGCUUUAGCAAUUAAUCGACAUAAAAUCAGCAGUAGUGAGCAGUAGUCUAUCGCUCAUCAGGAGCAAUAGAAGUGAUUACGUAGACACGGUAAUUCUCGAAGAAAGGGAGAGAGAGUGCGAGUGAGAAGUAAACGAAAGAGAAAAAAUCAACAGGAGUAGACUUUCCCUCCCGCGGGUGACUUAGUUUCGUGAACGAAAUCUAGUUGCAAUAUUGUGUAAAACAAUUGUGUUUAUACAUAAAAUGUUGUUGUUGCUACGGGUUUGAAUUAGUCUUCGAACAGUAGUAACAAUGAACGAGGGCGAUAACAAAGAAGCGCUGAGCACUUUCGCGGAUAAAUCGCAAAAGGGCUCCGCGUACGAGUUCGAUCAAAUCCUCGGAAGAUCCAUCCUAAUCAGCCCCUCCGAGGAACAAUAUGAGUUGCUGCUUAGGAGAAUAAAGCAGCAGCUUGGUGAGGGCAGAGGGGAAGUUAUUUUGGAGAUAGGCGGCGCUGAGGAUGGCGACGACAGCGGUUUGAAAGAGGAUGAGUUGGAGGCAGCUGUGGCCACCCUACAAUCCCUUUCCGCCACCCUGGAAUGUAGCUGUGUUAAAUUACGGGAGAGAAAGGAGGGUAGAGGUGUAUUGGUUCAGUAUCUGAUUCGCAGGGUCUUGGGGGAAAGUGAUUUCCUUGAAAUUCGUGUGGCUGUUGUGGGUAAUGUGGAUGCUGGCAAGUCCACACUGCUAGGUGUCCUGACCCAUGGAGAUCUGGAUAAUGGUAGAGGCCAUGCCAGGCAGAGGUUGUUCAGACAUAAACAUGAAAUGGAAUCAGGCCGAACCAGCUCAGUGGGAAAUGAUAUCUUAGGUUUUGAUGACCAGGGUUCAGUUGUGAAUAGGCCAGAGCAUGGCUCUCUGGAUUGGGUGAAAAUCUGUGAGAGAAGCUCAAAGGUUAUUACUUUUAUUGACUUGGCUGGUCAUGAGAGGUACUUAAAGACCACAGUCUUUGGAAUGACUGGACAUGCCCCUGAUUUUGGUAUGCUUAUGGUCGGAGCGAACGCGGGAAUAAUCGGUAUGACUAAGGAACAUCUGGGGCUUGCUCUAGCAUUAUCAGUACCAGUAUUUGUGGUGGUAACGAAAAUCGACAUGUGCCCAGCCAACAUCUUGCAGAACAACUUAAAAAUGCUGGUGCGGAUACUUAAAUCUCCAGGCUGCAGAAAAGUACCAGUGAUGGUAAAAAGCACAGACGACGUGGUGCUAAGCGCUACAAACUUCGUUUCCGAAAGAUUAUGUCCAAUCUUCCAAGUCUCAAAUGUGACAGGCGAGAACUUAGACUUGCUGAAAACUUUCCUGAAUUUGUUAACGACCAGAACAGAGUACCAAGAGAACGAACCAGCCGAGUUUCAAAUUGAUGACACUUAUUCAGUACCUGGAGUUGGUACAGUGGUUUCUGGUACAACGCUCAAAGGAGUUAUCCGAUUGAAUGACACGCUUAUGCUGGGACCGGAUCCUCUGGGUCAUUUUCAACCAAUAGCGGUGAAGAGCAUACACAGGAAAAGGAUGGUAGUGAAAGAGGUGAGAGCCGGCCAAACGGCUAGUUUCGCUUUGAAGAAGAUCAAGAGGUCGCAGAUUCGCAAGGGCAUGGUUAUGGUAUCGCCGGUAUUGAAUCCACAAGCCUGUUGGGAAUUCGAGGGCGAGAUCUUGGUGUUGCAUCAUCCAACCACAAUCAGCUCGCGUUAUCAGGCUAUGGUACAUUGCGGUAGCAUCCGGCAAACUGCUAGCAUCCUGUCAAUGUCUCAGGAGUGUUUGAGGACGGGGGACAAAGCAACUAUCCACUUUAGGUUUAUCAAGUAUCCGGAAUACAUGACCCCGGGCCAGAGGAUGGUCUUCAGAGAAGGUCGGACGAAAGCCGUAGGCAAUGUGGUCAGAAUUUUAGCGCAAAACAACGCUGCAGCUCAGAGCGCGAGGGCGAAAUUGGCUAAGCAGCAUCAUCACAAUCAUCAAAGGUUCAAUCACCACAACCAAUCAUCUGGACACACGCACCAAUCACAUCAGCAGCAGUCGGCCGAAACAUCAAACGAGAAUAGCAAUAACAAUGAGAACAAUCCGGAGGUUGUUGAUCAGCAGCGCUCGCAGCAAAACAAGAGGGGACGAGGAAAGCGUGGCGGUCGCGGCAGAUCGAACAACGUAGCCAACAAGGUGACCGUGGAUCUUAGCGGAAUCGACCUCAUCAGCCAGCAAACGUCGAGAACUAAAGUACAAUAAAAUACAAACCAUCAACCGUUAAAACGAUGAUAAUCGCGAACCCUCCCAAAAUUUAGUCUUUAAGACAUAAAACACAAAAGUAAUUUUUAAAACAUGUUUUAUUUCGACAUAUAAACAAAGAAAGAAAAUUUUAUACACUCA
Nicrophorus vespilloides is the source of this 2492-nucleotide messenger RNA. RefSeq names its product GTP-binding protein 1 (gene GTPBP1). The transcript is spliced from 6 exons. Lineage: Eukaryota; Metazoa; Arthropoda; Insecta; Coleoptera; Silphidae. Gene Ontology annotation, biological process: translational elongation. The record is from RefSeq and is a predicted model, not a curated record. The coding region runs from base 405 to 2351 and encodes 648 amino acids. Gene Ontology annotation, molecular function: GTPase activity; GTP binding; translation elongation factor activity.